UCACGCCAUCUAUAUAUACAUAUAAACCUAGAGUGAAAGAAUGACAUCACUUGGUGAGGAAGGAGAACAUGGUGGCAAUGGAGAUUCAACUCCAUGCUUGCCUAUAACUCUAAAGUUCAAGGACAUAAGUGUUCAUGUGAAGCGUGGUGCCGGAGGCGGCGGUGGCGGUGGCGGUGGCAGUGGCGGUUUCAGACGUUUACUCGGCCAGAAGCCGGCGAGGAAUGUGGAACAAGAGGAAAGAACCAUAUUGAAUGGGAUCACAGGCAUGGUGUCACCUGGUGAGAUGAUGGCGAUACUUGGACCUUCAGGGAGUGGAAAGUCAACGUUGCUUAGUGUUUUGGCGGGAAGGCUUCAUGGUCGGCAUGGUGGCACCGUUCUGGUCAACGGGAAGGAGAUGACCAAGUCAGUGACUAGGCGAACGGGGUUUGUAACUCAAGACGACGUGCUUUACCCGCACUUGACCGUUCGUGAGACGCUGGUGUUCUGCGCGCUGUUGAGGUUGCCACGCACGGUGGCGCGCGCCGAGAAGGUGCGCGCUGCCGAGGCCGUCAUGGUGGAGCUUGGUCUUGAUAAGUGCGCUGACACAGUGAUUGGCAACGCGUUUGUCCGGGGAGUCUCCGGCGGGGAGAGGAAGAGGGUGAGCAUUGGCCAUGAGAUGCUGACACGGCCGAGCAUGUUGUUGCUUGAUGAGCCUACAUCCGGGUUAGACGCCACGGCGGCGUACCGCCUUGUCGCCAUGCUUGGAGGACUUGCUCGGCGAGGGAGAACGGUGGCCGCUUCUGUGCACCAACCGUCGAGUCGAGUGUUUCAGCUAUUCGAUAACGUGCUUCUGCUCAGCGAAGGUUCGUGUUUGUAUUUCGGUCGUGCUAAAGACGCCGUUGGUUAUUUCGAGUCCAUUGGUUAUGCUCCGAAGUUUUUGGUUAAUCCAGCGGACUUCAUGCUUGAUCUUGCUAAUGGGAUUGCUCAAGUUGAUUACCAAGGUGACGCUGAAAAGUCCAAUGUGAAGCAAGCUCUGGUGUCGUCCUACAACCGAAUUGUGGCUCCGAAUGUUAGAAAAUUGAUUGAAGAUGAAGAACAUGGACAUGCUGUGCAUACAGUGAACCAGAGAGGGAUGGAGAAGGAAUUUAAAAACUAUGCUAGCAUUGGCUGGUUCAGUCAGUUCAUGAUUCUACUUCACCGAAGCCUAAAAGAAAGGCGAUACGAAUCUUUUAAUUCGCUGAGAGUGUUUCAAGUUCUUGCGGCAGCAUUGCUUGCAGGAUCGAUGUGGUGGAGAUCGAACAUUCAUAAUGUGCAUGAUAGAUUAGGCCUACUCUUCUUCAUGUCGAUCUUUUGGGGCGUAUUUCCAUCCUUCAAUGCCGUCUUUGUGUUCCCCCAAGAUCGAGCAAUCUUUAUGAAGGAGCGGCGUUCUGGCAUGUACACAUUGUCUCCUUAUUUCAUGGCUCGAUUGGCCGGAGAUUUACCGAUGGAGUUGCUCCUCCCUACUGUGUUUACCAUAGUAGCAUACUGGAUGACAGGGCUCAGGCCAGACUUGGAAGCAUUUGUGCUCACUCUGAUUGUGAUUCUAGGCUAUGUACUUGUUGCACAAGGUCUCGGUCUUGCUCUUGGGGCCAUAAUCAUGGAUGCGAAGCAGGCAUCGACGAUGAUUACUGUUAUAAUGCUCGCAUUUCUUCUCACCGGCGGCUUUUACGUGCUGAAUGUGCCUUUCUGCAUGGCAUGGUUGAAGUAUGUUUCUUACACCUUCUAUUGUUACAGGCUGCUUGUUGGAGUUCAGUAUAGUGGCAUGGAAACAGAGCACUUAGAUCAAAUUCACAAAGGCCGGGGAUCGGUUGAACAGGAAUUGGAGGGACCAGUGAGUGAGUCUAUUUGCAUUAUUGUUAUGGUCUCCAUGUUCAUCGGUUACAGGUUGAUGGCUUAUGCUGCUCUUCGGCGAGUCAAGGUCUGAAAGACACAGAGUUUGAGCUGUAAAGAGGUACUGGUGCAAAGGCCUUCAUCAAAGGAUGAUACUGAGGGGCCUGAUUGCAGCUAUCCACUUGACCAUAUCAAAGAAGCAUAAUUGCAGAUCAUGUAUGCAGAAAAAAGGAAGAGAAAAUAGAAAAGCAUCAUCCUUAAGUUUUGUAUUUUAAUCGUCAAUCUUCUCACUAUUUAGCGCAACAAGAAAUUUCUGUUCUAUGUUUAAUCGCUUUGGAUGUUAAACAUAGAGCAUGAAUUGCAAUAGAUUUCUUUCUUAAUUUAGAGAAAU
This is a messenger RNA of Dioscorea cayenensis subsp. rotundata (Guinea yam), 2239 nucleotides long. RefSeq names its product ABC transporter G family member 25. Bases 41 to 1942 code for a protein of 633 amino acids. The transcript has 4 exons. Gene Ontology annotation, molecular function: ATP hydrolysis activity; ATP binding; ABC-type transporter activity. Gene Ontology annotation, cellular component: membrane. NCBI's taxonomy places the organism in Eukaryota, Viridiplantae, Streptophyta, Magnoliopsida, Dioscoreales, Dioscoreaceae. The record is from RefSeq and is a predicted model, not a curated record.